AGUGGCGGUUUUUUACAGAUAGUUAAACCAGCACAUUCGCUUAUAUAAACCGGCGGAUAUUAAAGGUACGUGUCACAUUAAAUUAUUCCCCCGCUGCCCCAAACAAACAUGGCUGACCGCGGUAAAGCGAGGCGACGCUGCCCAACCGGCGCCAUGACGGGCCAGCAGUAAACAUGGCGACCAAGGGGGUCCGUCAGCGCAACAGACGGGGGAGCAAACAAGACCCCAACAACGUGAACAGUUCGACCAGCAGCGACACCAGAGCGGCCAAAGACGAGAAGACAGCUGACGACGGAAAGUCAGGCGAUGCUCGGAGCGAGUACUCCGGUAAAGGAGGGCAGGUGUGGGCUCCGGAAGGCUCCACAGCCUUCAAGUGCCUGGUGUCAGCCCGCUUCUGCGCCGCCUUGCUCAGUAACAUAUCCGACUGCGAUGAAACCUUCAAUUACUGGGAGCCGACACAUUAUUUGCUUUAUGGAAAAGGGAUGCAGACAUGGGAGUAUUCACCAGCCUACGCCAUUCGCUCUUAUGCUUACCUGUGGCUUCAUGCCCUUCCUGCUUGCUUUCAUGCCAGAAUACUGCAGACCAACAAGGUCCUUGUGUUUUACUUUCUCCGCUGUGUGUUAGCAUUCACAUGCUGCGUCUGUGAGCUCUACUUUUACAAAGCAGUAUGCAAGAAGUUUGGGCUGCAUGUCGGACGCCUCAUGCUUGCCUUCCUGGUCCUGAGUGCAGGGAUGUUCUGCUCUUCUGCAGCUUUCCUGCCCAGCACCUUUUGCAUGUACAGCACAGUAGUUGCUAUGACCGGCUGGUUUCAAGGACGGCCCAGUCUGGCUGUACUGGGUGUGGCAGCAGGGGCCAUUGUGGGCUGGCCCUUCAGUGCUCUGCUGGGAAUACCCAUUGCUUUUGACCUCCUCCUUUUGAAGAAGAAAUGGAAAAGCUUUAUCACGUGGACACUGGUGGCCCUGGCGCUCUUUCUGGUUCCUGUAGUUGUCGUGGACAGUUAUUAUUAUGGGAAGCUGGUGGUUGCACCUCUUAAUAUAAUAUUGUAUAACGUCUUUACUCCACAUGGACCAGACCUCUAUGGCACUGAGCCUUGGCACUACUAUUUUGUGAACGGUUUCCUCAACUUUAAUAUUGUGUUUGUGUUGGCGUUGUUUUCGCUUCCUCUCACAGCUCUUAUGGAAGCUCUGCUUCAGAGGUUUAAUGUGCAGAACCUUGGCCGUCCUUACUGGUUAACUCUGUCCCCCAUGUACCUGUGGAUGCUGGUUUUCUUCACUCGUCCUCACAAGGAAGAGCGCUUCUUGUUUCCCAUCUACCCCCUCAUUUGUCUGUGUGGGGCUGUGGCACUCUCCUCUCUACAGAAGUGCUAUCACUUCAUGUUCCAGCGCUAUCGUCUAGAGCACUACACCAUCUCCUCCAACUGGCUGGCUCUGGGCUCCGUGCUUCUCUUCACCGUGCUCUCUCUCUCACGCUCAGUAGCUCUUUUCAGAGGUUAUCAUGCUCCUCUGGACUUGUACCCUGAGUUUCACCGUAUUGCCAAAGACCCGUCCAUCCACACAGUGCCUGAGGGCAGGCCGGUCAGUGUGUGUGUGGGAAAGGAGUGGUAUCGCUUCCCCAGCAGCUUCCUGCUACCCAACCACUGGCAGCUGCAGUUCAUCCAGUCUGAGUUCCGGGGGCAGCUGCCCAAGCCUUACGCUUCUGGACCUGACGCCACACAGCUCUUGCCCACAGACAUGAAUGACCAGAAUUUGGAGGAGCCAUCACGAUAUGUGGAUCUGAAGCAUUGCCACUAUCUGGUGGACCUAGACACAGAAAUAGAGGCUCCACGAGAGCCGCGGUACGCAGCUAACAAAGACGAGUGGAGCAUCAUUGCAGAAAAACCUUUCCUGGACGCUUCAAAAUCGUCCAGGUUCUUCAGGGCAUUCUUCGUUCCAUUCCUGUCCGAGCACCACACUACCUACAGCCGAUACGUCAUCCUCAAGCCCAGGCGGGUGAAACACGGAAGGAGAAGAACGCAGCCCUGAUGCUUCGUCUUGUUUUCUUUUCUUUACCCAGAAUUGCAUCCUUUCUUUGUUUUUCCUGUUUCCAGAUUUUUUCUGCACUAAGCCUCCAACAAGAACCUCCCAUUGAACCCUGUGUGAGAAUGAAAAUGCAGGAGUAAAAUGGAAAUCAUGUAGUAUCUGACUGUAUUAUGACUGUAUUAUGACUGAGUAUGACUGUUUCCGGUUCCCACCCAAGCCACUUGUCGAUUGCAGCAUGGACGCUAAGGUCAUUUGCCCAUUACUGGCUAUUCUCUCCCCAUUUCUCUUUGCAUUCCAUUUCUAUUUUCUGUCCCUCAUUCAAGUGUUUCACAAAUAGUGCAUUACUACUGAUGUAGGUCGCGCUCCAGCCUCUUUCUACCUUUAUAACAGAAGAUGAUCUGUUGAGCAACCCCUUUAAGGACCACAAGUCCCUUCUUCGUCAAUGUCCCGUGAAUACGUCUUCAUGCUCUCUUGAUCUGGGUUUGGACAAUGAACUCUACCUAGCUCCAGGUCACUGUUAACCUAUUGUCUUACGGUCUUGCAGUGUGUGGAGUACACAUGCAUUUGCGAUUGCUCGUCUUGUGUGUGUGUGUGUGUAUGGUCCAGGUCCUGCCCUGUUGCAGCUUCUUGGGUAGGAGAAGUGACUGUUUCUCUUUCUGUGAAAAUGCAACAUCAGGUUGCGAGAUGGGUGGUGGACCAGGGCAUGUUACUGGUUAAUGUGCAUUCAUGUCUUGUGUUCUCAAAACAAAAAAAAAAAACAUCUCAGUGUUAACUGUUUGAUGGAAUGGAAUAAAGAGUGUCUUGAUGA
Molecule: messenger RNA, 2826 nt
Organism: Astyanax mexicanus (Mexican tetra)
Lineage: Eukaryota; Metazoa; Chordata; Actinopteri; Characiformes; Acestrorhamphidae
Gene: alg9
Product: ALG9 alpha-1,2-mannosyltransferase
Exons: 15
Coding region: 174-2021 (615 amino acids)
Biological process (GO): protein N-linked glycosylation
Cellular component (GO): endoplasmic reticulum membrane
Molecular function (GO): alpha-1,2-mannosyltransferase activity
Source: RefSeq, a predicted model, not a curated record